CUUGAAGAUGGUUUCGAGGAAGAACUCGACGAUGAUGACGAAGAACUUGACGAAGAAGAACUAGAAGAUGAUUUCGAAGAGCUUGACGAAGAGCUUGAAGAUGGUUUCGAGGAAGAACUCGAUGAUGAUGACGAAGAACUUGACGAAGAAGAAGAACUAGAAGAUGAUUUCGAAGAGCUUGACGAAGAGCUUGAAGAUGGUUUCGAGGAAGAACUCGAUGAUGAUGACGAAGAACUUGAUGAUGGCAACGACGACGAGGAAGAAGAGCUAGAAGAUGAUUUCGAAGAGCUUGAGGAAGAAACCGGACACAGAGUAACGGCGUUAAUCAAAGAGGUAGAGACAGUUGGAACUAACUCGGUUUGA
Babjeviella inositovora NRRL Y-12698 is the source of this 363-nucleotide messenger RNA. RefSeq lists its product as uncharacterized. The annotation marks the transcript as partial. The transcript has a single exon. Lineage: Eukaryota; Fungi; Ascomycota; Pichiomycetes; Serinales. The record is from RefSeq and is a predicted model, not a curated record.